UUUCUUUUAUGACGCUUGAGGAAAUUCCACGUGGACAACAACAUUUCAGACCUACAGCAGAUGUCAAAUGUAGAAUAAAAACUGCAGAAGCUUUUUUGAGGUUUUCCUAUUUGACACAGUUGCGCAUGAUAUGAACUACUCGGGAAGCUAACGUUAGCCAGGCUAAAUAACUGUAAAGAGCUUUUCGAUUGAUCUGUAAUUCUGCUAUCGCCUGAACUGCCUGAACUGUCCUGUACUCUUUAUCUUCCCCACUGGUUUUCCAGAAGACAAACAGUUCCGAAUAUUUUUUAAAACGUAACCCCUGUAACAAAUGAAAGAUUUGUCAGAAAUAAUUUAGUAAGAAAGUUUAGUAAGUGACCCAGUAUGCUGGGUACGAUUAUCUUGCAAGUGAAUAUUUACCACGGGAAACUUUGAUAUCAGUUGUUAUAACGAUAACUAACGUCAGCUAACUAUGGGGACAGAAUCCGAGGAUAACAAAAACGCUUUUCUACCAUCUUCAGAAGAGAUCGAACACUGGAUGCAAAAAGCUUUUGACAUGGCGAAAGAGGCUUUGGAGAACGGGGAAGUGCCUGUUGGAUGUCUCAUGGUGUACAACAACGAGGUCCUCGGCAGAGGGAGAAAUGAAGUGAAUGAAACAAAAAAUGCCACUCGACAUGCAGAGAUGGUGGCUCUGGACCAGGUCCUGCUCUGGUGUCACCAGGCGGACAGGGACUCCAGGGAGGUGUUUAAGGAAACCGUCCUCUACGUGACUGUGGAGCCCUGCAUCAUGUGCGCUGGUGCUUUACGCCUCCUGAACAUCCCGCUGGUGGUCUACGGAUGCAGAAACGAGCGGUUUGGCGGAUGUGGAUCAGUGCUGAAUGUUCCGGGGGAUGAGCUGCCACGCACUGGAGCUCCGUUCAAGUGCAUAUCAGGCUUCAGAUCCGAGGAGGCUGUGGAGUUGCUGAAAUCGUUUUACAAGCAGGAAAACCCCAAUGCCCCGAAGCCCAAAGCAAGAAAAGACUGAAGAAAGUUCUGUGUGUGUCCACCAGGGGGCUCCAGUCACUAAGCAAUAAGGUCAACAGCGAUGGCAAAUGUCCAUGCAGCUCGGAGACUGCCUUCUUUGAAAUGAACUGGAAAAACUCCUCUCAUUUAACUUGAUAUGCACAAAGGACUCUUCAUAAUUCUUUUAAGAAAAACCCUUUAAGGCCCUCUGUUGUAUUUAAUCUGUGUUGCAAGAAUGUAUCCUAUAAUAACUGUGAAAGUAGUUUUUUUUUUUUGUAAUUGUGAUUGCUGCAUUUUGUGUGUCAUGCCAACUUCUAUCAUUUGUCCUGCCCACAUAAUUUCAGUGCGUAAUAUAUAGUAUAAACAUUUACUGAUCUAAUUUGCCGUGAUUUUAAUUUGAUUAUGGGGCUGAAGGAGGCUUUUGUACAGAGCCGUGCUGUACAGUACGCGAACCUCUCUUCUCUGUGGGUUUUCCUGUAAGGCAGUGGGAGAAUAGCUGAAGAGAGCAUCGGCUUUAUUGGUGUAGUGGUUCUGACAGAAAUUGGCAGGGUGCUGGAUCGUUGUGGAUUCGCCUCUGGCCUUCUCCCGCGUCCUCGUUUGACCCUGAUGCCGGGCUCGGGCUUCCUACGUUUCCCCUGGUAACGGUACAGGUGCGUGCACAGAUUGUUGGAAUGGCGGUUUGAUUCCUGUGACGGAACGGGCGCGGUCUGUCAUUCCUUUGACAGCCCGUCGGGCGGAUUAGUAGCAGUUUGACGAAUGAUCCGUCUACUCUCUCUCUCCCCGUUUUCCUGGGUUUGCAUUGGUUGUGGAGCUGGCCCAGAACUGGGUGUUCAUGUGUGUGAAACAGAAAGGAGAUCUUCCUGGGAGAGGGCUACAUAUCAGACAAUGUGCACAGGGUCUUGAUGAUAAAGCCCAUUAUUUAUGUUAUUUAGGCAGACUGGAAAUAUUUUCCUUUGUACAGAUCAGUGAUAGUUCCAUUAACAUAUUUCUUUCUUGUCGGAUAUUCAUGUCCUUAGCCUUGCUGAGAAUAUGUGUGUGUGUGUGUGUGCUAUUUGUGUGGACUAGGAAAUGGGAAAUCAUUUGCAUGUAUGAUAUCUGUAUUUGUCCUGCAUAAGUCUGAAAUAUCUUGUACAGUGAACAGGACAUUGCAGGAUGAUUUGCCUGAUGGUAAAUACCAGGUAUUCCUAAAGAAAUUCAGUCUGAUGAAGCUAGAGUGGAGUUUGGGUCCAGUUGAAACAUUGAAAUCUUGUGUUUUCCAUUUUGUCAUGUUUUCCCCUCCCAAACACCAUUUUGGUCACUUUUCCAUGUGGGGGGGAAAAAAAAUGACACAAAGGAAAAUAACAUAUUUUGCUUGUGCUGUAAAAUCUAGAUGCCUUCAGCAGAAAUGUAACCGCACAGAUAGCGGGUAGCCCGCGUGAUUAGCUCUGAUUUGAGAUGCUGCAAUGUUGAGAAAUCUGGGUGAGAAGCCGGAAGCCGGGAGGCUCAGAGUAGAAACGAGCCCGGCGUCGCUAGGCCGCCCCUCCCGCCACGCGGCUGUGUCGUACGCUGACGCACGUCACGGGAGGAGAGAAAGGAAGGUGCGCAGAGUCGUAAAAUAACCCCAAACCACCCGCAGCGCCCUCGGCCCCCCUCAAACCGGACUCCCACGUUCCCUUUCAUGUUCACGCCGCGUGCCAGAUUUCAGCCGCCCUCCCUGCCCGCCCCGUACGUGCAACACUUAGAGCCUCUGUGCUGAAGUGGGGAUUGACGUAAAAUGGCCGCACCACAGAACACCGGCUCCCCCGCCCAGGUUUCCCCUCUGGUGAUGACCUCAGCCGCUGACUCAGCAUUGGCUGAAUUAAUAACUCCCACCCGCCGGUUUGGGCACGCAGGCGGGCACCGCUGACCCGUAUGCGACUGGGUGUUCAUGGUGGUUCAGGUGUCCCGCGACGACGGUCCUCGUCUUGUGAUUUGAAUCUGCGACCUUCUGGUUUGCAACCAGAGAUCGCUCAUUACUCGACCACCUGAUGUGUUUUACUAUUGUGUGGAUUGGAGUGCUGAGGCACAAAGGCUAGCUCAAAACAGCCCCCCCCCCACACACGCAUAAAUUUGAGGGCUUUUCAGCACUCUGUGUACACCAGGGCCGCCCAACCCUGUUCCUGUUCACUCCAAUAAAGCGCACCUCAUUCAACAGAUAGGGAUCUCUUCAAGCUGCUAAUUAGUAGAAACAGAUGUGCCAAACUCAGUCUGAAAUGAAAACCUACAGGAGGGUGGACCUCCGGGUCUCCAGUUGGGCAGUCCUGGUGUGCACAUUUCCAUUUGGCCUUGUAGAAAAUUGUGCAUCUACGACUUGUAAGCACUGCACUAUAAUCAUGGGGUUAUCCCAUAUGAAGUAACGCAAACCAGGGACCUGCUUAUAUGACUGUAUGUGUAUAGUGUACGACUGUAUAGUGACAUUGUUCACUUUGCCCUAGCAACCGGGCCUCACAAAGCCGGUGCGGUCUGAAUGGACUACAGAGGCGGUCAAGUUUUUAGACUGGUGUCAUGCAGAGAUGCAGAUGCAGAUGCUCAUCGCACUGUGCUCCCAGCCCUGUUCCUGUUCACUAAAGCACACCUCAUUCAACAGAUAGAGACCUCAUUGAGGUCUGUCACACACGUGACACCCGACACGCAACACGCAAUGCACUGUGAGGCCGGCCACCAGGCCUCCAGCUCUAAAGGGGCCACUCCGCCUUUCACUUUGACCUCUCGCCUCUCGCCUCCCGCCAGAUGGCCACUCCUUAUCAGGACAGUGUAGCUUGAUGGCCGUACAACAGAGCCGUGCGAUUUCCAUCAGGCUAUCGUCGGGUCAUCUCCAGAUCGCUGUGGAAAAGGUCAGGGUUCUUGUGCUAUGCCGCAACCCCCUCGGUUAUUGUCCUAUGUGUAUACAGUAAGUCGAAAAUGCACAGGAAAUGUUUUACUUGAAAAUAAGCAUGAGGUUCAGUGUAAACUGUGUUCGGGUUUGCAUUCUGUUUGUUUUAAUCAAUUGUCCAAGAUUUGGAAUCGCUAGUUUAUUUUAUCUUGGGGGCAUUCUAUGUCGAUUUGGCCAAAAUAAAUACUUAACUUCAGGGAAAUCUGAAAUGUUUUCCAGAAAGAAACAACUUCCUAUUUUGGAAGGAUAUUUCAUUCAUAUUUGAGAUUUGGGUCACAAAUAGCUUUUGAGAAACUUGUGAUUAAAGUAGUCAUUUUAGAACAUUUGUGGGGCAUUAAUCCUUCAGGAAAGGUUACAGGUAUUUUUAUUUAUUCUUUUAUUAUAAAUUCACACAGAAUCUCCCUUUACUACACUUGUGUAAAAAUAGACAUUGGGAGAAUAAAUUGCAGGUAUAACCCAAAACAGUCCGUUAAACUUUGGACAUAACAAACCAUUGAUGAAAAGUGAUGAAAGUAUAUUUCAGUUUGCUUGUUCUGUAUUGCAUUGUGCUGUAGUGAUCAACCUAUCAAAGCCAGGCAAAUGACAGCUUCAAACUUUAUAGAAAUGUAACACAUUAGAUUUUUAGAACUUUGGGAGAUGAGAUUAAGGGGGGUUUUGUGUGAUUUGCGGCCAGACUAAAAAUAUUCUGCUCCCACAUUUUGUGUACUUUGAUUGGCUUUGCGUUUGUAUUGCACGUUCCUUAUUCCCUAAGAACUGGAAGAGCUGCAUCACAGACCCCUGGCAACAAAAAUGUGCUUUUCCUCAUCACUAUGCAAAUGUAUGCAAGCACAUCCUUCAAAAUGUAUUCAAUUUGUCACCUCCACAAGGGGUACCUAAAGUGUUAAUGAGAACUCUAUGAAGUGUCAUUCUCUGGUUAUCAGGCUGACAGGAAGUGUCUGCAGACACACACACACACACAUACACGCGCGCGCGCACACACUCAAUUUUAGCAAAAAAAAAAGAUGUCUUGAGCAACUUAAUAUGCCAGAUAUCGUUUUGUGGCAGGAUGAAAAAACAGAACGUGUCAUGUACCUAUUUCUGGUUCGGUUCAAAGACGCCAUUCAUUCUGCAAAACAUAAGAAACAUUUCAUUUUGCAUUUAUGGUAACCGAUCUGACAGGGACCAGAAGACACCAAUAACUAGAUCAUGGUGUCUCUGGUUUUUCUCGGAGAGAUCAUUCUGGGAUGAGUUAGAUGCACAGGGAGAGCUUGGGGAAGGGGGUGUUGUGGUCUUGCGUGGACAGGUUUGUUCUCAGUGUAAUAUGUGUUAAUGGGAUUGUACAGGCCCGCCCCCCCCCCCCGCCUACAGUGU
Conger conger (European conger) is the source of this 5221-nucleotide messenger RNA. It is a transcript of the gene adat2, whose product is annotated as adenosine deaminase tRNA specific 2. The transcript is spliced from 6 exons. Gene Ontology annotation, biological process: tRNA wobble adenosine to inosine editing. The record is from RefSeq and is a predicted model, not a curated record. Gene Ontology annotation, molecular function: tRNA-specific adenosine-34 deaminase activity; zinc ion binding. Bases 452 to 1003 code for a protein of 183 amino acids. Gene Ontology annotation, cellular component: cytoplasm; nucleus. NCBI's taxonomy places the organism in Eukaryota, Metazoa, Chordata, Actinopteri, Anguilliformes, Congridae.